Serendipita indica DSM 11827 is the source of this 2022-nucleotide messenger RNA. Lineage: Eukaryota; Fungi; Basidiomycota; Agaricomycetes; Sebacinales; Serendipitaceae. The record is from the annotation of a GenBank genome assembly.
AUGUUCUCCCAGCUGGAGAAGAGUCUUCUGGCGGCGAUGGCAGAGACAAUGUGCAUCCAAGGACUCUAUGCCUCUCGCGUGGUUCAAUAUUUUGCUGACGAUACGCCUUUGUACUACCUGCAGGCUGGGGAGAUUGAUCCUUCAACGAAGAAGCCUAAGGAGAGAGAAGAAGAGGAAGACAAGAAAGCCAAAAGCGGAGAAUCUCACGGGGAAGACCAGCCACUAACUGAUAGCUGCCACAACCCUCCAUUUGUCUCGAUAUCUAUCCUGACUGUAGUAGAUUCUGAAAAGGCAUCCGAUGGGAAGACCGACGGUGAAUCCCCUGCGAAGGACCACGGCCCAGAGUUACAAGCCAGCAAAGCAGAGCCAGGGCGAAAGCCAAAGUUUAGAAAGGUAAACAAGCCGAAUAAGGUCAAGCGCCUCGAGAUUGCCUCAACGAUGCUGGCUCUGGAUGAGACAUCUCUUGCGAAGGAGUGUACCAGGCUUCGGCUUCCAGUCGACUGGCUCGCAAUACCAAAAGAUAAAAACGAGGCCGGGGGAAUUGCGGAUUUGCGAAAGGAAAGAGGCCCCAGAGUAACCGACCCACACGCGAACUCGGGUCGUCCAGAGUAUCACAAUGCAUCGAGUAUGAAAACAUUGCCAUUAGAAGGGAUGGGCGUCUGGAAAUUCACGGUUUGUAUGGCCACUGAGCGGGAGAGGGGUAUGGCGAAGCUACCUGAAAAUGCCCAUACAGACUUGUCAUUCUCCUCUUCGCCAAGCACUAUUGCGGUCGAAUCUCGUGGUGUAUCUAGCAUGGGGUCCAACUCUGUCCUUUUUAGAGUCGAUCAACAAGCCGUCGAUGAUGCAUUAGCUCUUUCAACCCUCCCGAAGAGGGAUGACUACCUCCGAUUUCAGCUUUCACCAUCCAAAGGGAAAGCAUUGAGCUGCUCCCCGUCACCGGAGAAGAAGCCUGCCCAGGGACCGAGCACUGAGUCCAACAUCAAGCGUCCGAUGCUCGACCAUCACCGCAAGCUCAUAGGAGAUUCUUUAAUGCUAAGCGGUCCCGAUGAGCCACAUGAACAAGCCAUGGACAAAGUACGCAAAGUAGAAGAGCAACUUCGACUGUGCUAUGAGAGGUGGGUCCGCCUUAACACCCUGUGGCAAUUCCAGAAUACGAUUCCCGUGCAAGGGUCCAAGAAUUGGGUCUACAACGUUGAAUGUAAACUGCUCAAAGAGAUUGAAGCAGAGGAUGACAAGCACAGACUCGGGAACCUAUUCUCGAAGCGAGAAGGCGCAAUGUCUGGAUGGGACCUCGUUCUUGCUUGGAUACGCCCAACGCGAUUGCACCCCCACCAUCCAGAGGAGCUGAGGUCGGAGAUGACCGUUGAGCAGCAGAAUGCUCAUGGUGUCUGUACGAUUUUCCGCACGAGUCAAAUGGAGGUCACAUCGAACCUGAAUAUGACGCAUCCAAGGGUGAUGCUCCUCUUCGAUACGAUUCCCAAACCAGAUUUCCUGGCUCGAUCCAAGACACUCAUCGCUCGAAUGGGGCGCGCUGCUCCUCCACUGGUGGUCGGGGAGAACAAGUCUGCCGGAAAGAAAUCUGGUGAAAGCGGGUCUAGGAAGAGCAACUCUGCUGAGGAUGAAGGUGUAGCCCAACUUGCACUAGCAGCAUUCCCGGCCAUAAUAUGGCUAAUUCUUCACCUCACGAUAUUCAACGAUCCGGAACACCCCGUUUUGCCAUGGAUGUUCAUCACUGGCUUCAUCCAGACUCCCCUCGGGUUGACUUUUUAUUCAUUUCAUCCAAAGUACAUCCAUUCGGAGAAACGUUGGACGGACACGGACGAACUGCGUGUCCAAGUUCUUCCUUGGUUCUCUCGUAUGGAGAGCCAUUCGAGAUUUCUGGAGCGCCAGUUUCACCUCUUGCUUGAUCAUAUCGGCAUUUCUGGGACGUCGCUGGCCCACAAGUUUAUCGCUCUGGGCUUUCUCGAAGCAGGGGAUGUGAAGUUCUUUGAUGAGAAUUAUCCACACCUGUUCUCGGAUUAG